This is a messenger RNA of Saccharomyces mikatae IFO 1815, 957 nucleotides long. RefSeq names its product Rci37p (gene RCI37). The coding region runs from base 1 to 957 and encodes 318 amino acids. The record is from RefSeq and is a predicted model, not a curated record. Lineage: Eukaryota; Fungi; Ascomycota; Saccharomycetes; Saccharomycetales; Saccharomycetaceae. The transcript has a single exon.
AUGUUGGGAAAGGAAGAAGGACAGAAUGCUCAAAGUGGGCAGGAAACGGAUCAUGAAUUACCUUUUAUGAAGAGACCUUGGUUCAGAAAGGCUUAUGAAAAGGCUAUUGAGUUCCAUGAGAAAGAUGAACUACUAGAUGCAAGAGACAGACUGGAGCUGUCGAAGGCGUAUAGGUCUAUUGCAAAAGCAGAGAUGUGGGGAGGCUGGAUGGGGUUUUCAGCAGUGUUUUUCACUCCGUUUGCCUAUCGUUACUAUAAGACUAAGACUAUUAAGGGUGUAAAAGUACCUAGAAAUUUUGUCUUGGGCGUAAUGGCUCUGUUUUUCGCUACAAACGUCGCCGGUAGGUCUAUGUAUGCACGACAAUUAAGUGAACGCGACCCUACAGGCGUCUUGAAGGAUAACUACACUAAUAAAUAUGGUGAUAACGAUUUUGAAGCCAUACCACCGGGGCAAACAAAGGAGGUGUCGAGAAACCAAAGACAGUAUGAGAUGAUGCAUCUUUUAGAUUUAGGCUCUCCCUCAAGAUGGUCGAUGUACUUUUAUAUCACGUACCAAAAUCCAGAAAGAAGGUUGCCAGAUCCAAAAGUCAAACUACAGCAAAUGAAAAAGGGCGGUUUAUUCCAUGGCUCGCCUUUUAUGAACCAAAGAGAUCCUAUAGGUCUGUAUCGUAAUAACAAUAAAGGGGCUACUGGCUCAGUAAAUGAAGGCCAAGACAACAGUCAUUUGCAGUCUUCCUGGGAGAGAAUCAGGAACGGCGACAAUGACUCAGUUUCAUCAUGGGAAAAUAUAAGAAACUCCAGUGGAAAACAGACACAAGAAAUGGACUCUUCAAUAGAUGGCUCUGAUGUGUUUAUCUCAGGGUUUUCUGACGAAAGUAAUGCUACCAAUGAUCCAUUCCCUGAAGAUGAACAUCGAUCCAUACUGCAAGGCGGCAGAAACGGCAAAAAUCAUUCUUAA